Messenger RNA from Tigriopus californicus, 1674 nucleotides. RefSeq lists its product as uncharacterized. The transcript has 6 exons. The record is from RefSeq and is a predicted model, not a curated record. NCBI's taxonomy places the organism in Eukaryota, Metazoa, Arthropoda, Copepoda, Harpacticoida, Harpacticidae. Gene Ontology annotation, molecular function: serine-type endopeptidase activity. Bases 129 to 1640 code for a protein of 503 amino acids. Gene Ontology annotation, biological process: proteolysis.
AAUUGACACGGCCAACUCACAUCCAUCAUCUUCGUGUACUCGGAUUCAAUCCCGGGGCUUGCCAACGACCGCUAUUCAAUUGUCAAUGUUGCCACGAGGAGAUCCAUAAAUCAUGAUACGCAAGGGUGAUGAUCAGUUUAGUCAGGAGCUUGCUUCUGUUCGUUUUUCUUGGACAAAUUGCCCAUGGAGAGGAGGAUUCCUCGGAAAAGCGCUUUUAUGCCAAGCGAUUGGCUCAACUUCAAGAGCUCCUCGCCCAGAGACGAUCGAUGAAUUGUCCUUGUGGGAUAGCCAAACGAGGUGAGCAACGAAGCCCCAACGUGGAUCAAAUGUCGGAUGCCAAGCCAAGAAUUGUCAACGGCUACGAGCCCGAGUAUCGACCUUGGAUGACUUUCAUUCAACAAAGGACAUUGGAUAACAAACUCAAGAUCUGUGGCGGCUCCAUCAUCAACAAGCGAUGGAUCUUGACCGCGGCCCAUUGCAUUUGCAUGACCAUGCCUUGCAAGCAAGAUCCCAGCAAGGCUGGGACCGUGAUCGACUUUGACCCCAAAGAGUAUUUCAGAGUGGUGGUGGGUUUGAAGGAUCUGGCCCUCCUGCCACGCUAUCCUGAAUCUACUCAUGUGAUUGUGGAUAUUGUGGUUCAUCCCAAAUAUUUUUUCGGGAAAAAUGAACGUGACGAUAUUGCUCUGCUCAAACUGGAAAACGAGCUGAUCUUCUCGGACAAGAUCAUGCCUAUCUGUCUACCAUACGGAACUCGGUUUCCCGACCAACUCGGCGAAGUUUUCGUCGCAGGCUGGGGUGCGAGACAUGAGCUUAAAUGCACAACCAACGAGUACGGACCAGUGCGCAAUUCCAAGUGCAAAUUUCCGUUUCGUUACAAAAUGAUGCUGGCACAUGAAUGUAUCAAGAUGUCCAACCCCACCAGCCUCGAUGCCAUGUGCAGAAUGUUAAAAAAGAAACAGAACUUCAGCGUGUUCCCACCAGAGGGCGUGGUGCACAUUGACAUCGAACGAAAAGGAAAGGCCGACGAUGACUCGCUGAUGACCCGUUGCUUCAAUCAAUCGGUGGGAGAGUAUGGUUGGUGUGGAACGUGUAUCGAAAGCGAGAAAACGCCCGGUAGACCCGGGUAUUGUGGAACGAAUGCCACCAACGGGGAAGAUGAGGCGGUUGACGUGGAAGCCUUUCAAAGUUGGGGCUUUUGUAACAAACACUGCUCAAAUUCAAAUCCUUUGAAGGAUAUUCUUCAAGAGGUGAAACUGGAGCUGGUUCCACGUGCAUCUUGUGAAUCCUUGGGAGGGUUCAUGAAUGUUUCCACGAAAACCGAACUAUGUGCUGGGCAUCGGGUUUUCACCUCAAGACAUGAAUACUAUGCAAAUAAAAACUCCGAAGAGCCCGAUUUAAGCUUUGAAAUCAAAGCCAAGGAUGAACGAGAGGUGUCUUAUGGUGGUAAGGACGCCUGUGUUGGCGACAGUGGCGGUCCUUUGUGGAAAUGGAUCGGAAAGAAGCGACCUCGAGCUUUUGCCAUUGGAGUGGUUAGUCGAGGCAAAGGCUGUGCUCGCAAAGACAAUCCAGGCAUCUACACCCGCGUCAAACUCUACUUGGAUUGGAUUUUCGCUCAUGCCGGUGACGACAAAUGCUCUUGAGGACCCUUGAAUAAACCGAAACUCUUUCUCUGGA